Guyanagaster necrorhizus is the source of this 1173-nucleotide messenger RNA. RefSeq lists its product as uncharacterized. Bases 37 to 975 code for a protein of 312 amino acids. The transcript is spliced from 9 exons. The record is from RefSeq and is a predicted model, not a curated record. Lineage: Eukaryota; Fungi; Basidiomycota; Agaricomycetes; Agaricales; Physalacriaceae.
GUCUUCCGUUCUACACUCCUUCACAUUCGCUUCACGAUGUUCAGCCCUGCUGCUUUUGCCGCUUUUUUCACAGUCCUUUCUGGCGUCACCGCUUUGCCUUUUAGCGAGCUUGUCCGGUCACUUCCUAGGAAUGUCUCCCACAUCGCAGUCGACGAGGCAAAGGGUCACUACCUUGCCUUCAAACGCGACGGCUCUCUCUAUGGAAGGUAUCCUGUAAAUGCCGACUCCAAUAACUUCGAGCGUCGUGCUGCUAGCCAAUGCGCGCAACUUUCCGUCGCCGAAGCCCAAACCCUUUCUGGAUGGGAUGCUAUUGUGCAAUACGCCAACGAUAACUGGGGUGACGGGUCCCGCAACAUUGUCACAAACCCUUCAGAUUAUGUCAGCCAACCUGCACAAGUCUGUAUCACUGACGAUGUCGUCCAGCUCAGCUUCUCUGGAAACCCGGUCUGCCAGACACAAACCACAUCUACUGGAGGCACCCUCGUUGGCACCUCCGGCCAAGUCCAAAUCGCAGUCUCCCAAGGCUUCACCAGCGACUCUUCUUAUACCAUCAGCUCCGCUUCAACUAUUGGCACUUCCACUACGCUGAGUGUCCAAGUUGGCAUUCCAGAGGUAGCCGAUGUAAAUGCUGCAUUUACCGUCUCUGCAGAUGUUACCGAUACCACGUCGAGCACCUUCGAUGCAUCUUACAAUGACGUGAACACCGUCACCUUAACGAUAAAUGCCGACGAAGGCAAGACUUGCUCGGCCGAGACCAGCACCAAGACCUGUAAUACCCAAGCGACAGGAAACAUCCGGUACCUCGCAAGUGGCUGGGUUUGGUUCAACUACGACAGUCAAACUCAGGGUCAUUACAAAUGGGCCGUUAACAUCGAAUCUGUCCUCACGAACCAGGAUGAUCGCUCUAGCUUUGCCGAAUUCAAGGGUUCUAUGGUGGCAAAUACCCAGACUAGCUAUGCUGGCAGCUGCAGUUAAACUCACGAUAGGUGACUGUUCAGGUCAGGUUUUACAUAACUGUAGUCUGUAGAGGCCGCCAAUUACCCGCUUCGAGUGAUAAACCACAUUCCUUUCUUCUAUCUUGAUAUUUAUGUGGCGUCUAUUGUCCUUCAUCUUUCUACGUAUAAUAAUAUAUCCACCUCCCUUAUAAACAUUCAUUGUUGGGCUAUACCUUGC